GUUGCGACAAUCGCGCAGAUGCACCUCCAUCCUUCCGUCAUGCCCACCCUCUGUUCGAUUCUUUACCCCGAAGGACCCUGGAUCGAUUGCCAUCUCGCACGGGUUGCGACGUGGGCCGACAGCGUCCGUACGGACCCGGCCUAUGCUUGGUCGAAGAAUAGACACUUCGCGAACUCGGUCGACGACGAUCCACCAAACAAAUGUAUUUUCCCGGGGAGACAGGGAUGGAAUGGGAAGGAGGGAGAGAACAUCCUCGCAAGCAUACGAAACGUGACGGACAUUUUGACGAAGUAUGCGGACCGCGAAGUCGAGUUCGGCGCCCGUGCGGGUAGGAGCUCGUCGCGAAGCGUGGCUCAGAAGAGAAUGAGCGGGAAGCGGGACGCGCUGGCGGAGGAAGCACUGAAGUUUCUGAUCCACUUUUUCGGAGACAUGCACCAGCCUCUCCACCUCUCUGGUCGACAAUACGGCGGGAACGGCGCCAAGGUCCUGUUCGACGGACGGCUGACGAAUCUUCAUUAUGCAUGGGACAACCUCUUCAUCGCCAAACAACUUCGCACCACCUCACCAAAUUACACGUUUCCGCUCCCAUCGCGCUAUUAUCAAGUCGAAAACGCGCUAAAGGGGGCGAUAUACGAUCCCUAUAUCCGGCGUAUAGUAUACGAAGGCCUCGUCAAGCAGGAGAUGUGGGAUGACGACGUGGAAGACUGGAUCAGCUGCCCGAAGUACUCUCACACGGCGGGAGGCGGCACCGCUCAGAAAACGUCCUCAACGUUCUCUGCUUCUACCGCAUCCGAGAUUCGGCAGAUAUUCUUUGGUCAGACUCCGAAUAUAGCGACUCGUCCAACUCGGUCCACGGCAACGGAGAGCAAGAUGGAUGACGAGAUCGUCUGUCCUCUCCACUGGGCCGGCAGCAUCCACAGGCUGAACUGCGACUUCGUUUGGCCCGCGGCACUCGACAAGUCACCUCCAAGCCCAUCGGCAACUGCGGAUGCCCCUUCGCCCGCUAUCGCGACCGUCGACGAUCAGCUCGCGCUGUUCUCAGAGAGCGGUCUCUACAUUGGCGGGAGCCACGUGCAUGGCAACAUUGCAGGGGGUUAUAAUCAUAUGGAGCUUGACACGCCCGAAUACGCCGGUGUCAUCGCGAGAAAUCAUACCGUCGAGGGUUUGCUCACGAGAGGUGGUAUACGCCUCGCCAGCGUCCUGAACUGGUUGUUCGCUGACAUUGGAGAUGUGAAGAGGGAGGAUCGAGUUGCUUUCGUAUAUUCCACGUACUUGUAAUUGCUAAAUCAGUGGUGUUCAUCCGCGAU
Molecule: messenger RNA, 1307 nt
Organism: Punctularia strigosozonata HHB-11173 SS5
Lineage: Eukaryota; Fungi; Basidiomycota; Agaricomycetes; Corticiales; Punctulariaceae
Product: phospholipase C/P1 nuclease
Exons: 2
Coding region: 19-1278 (419 amino acids)
Biological process (GO): DNA catabolic process
Molecular function (GO): nucleic acid binding; endonuclease activity
Source: RefSeq, a predicted model, not a curated record